This is a messenger RNA of Nematolebias whitei (Rio pearlfish), 1431 nucleotides long. RefSeq names its product G protein-coupled receptor 176 (gene gpr176). Gene Ontology annotation, biological process: G protein-coupled receptor signaling pathway. NCBI's taxonomy places the organism in Eukaryota, Metazoa, Chordata, Actinopteri, Cyprinodontiformes, Rivulidae. Gene Ontology annotation, cellular component: plasma membrane. Bases 1 to 1431 code for a protein of 476 amino acids. Gene Ontology annotation, molecular function: G protein-coupled receptor activity. The record is from RefSeq and is a predicted model, not a curated record. The transcript has 4 exons.
AUGAACGGUUGGAGCCGGGCAGCGACGGUGGGGGACGGGGCGGUCAAUUUCACAUCAGCCCACCUCUGGUUGGACCUCGUGAACGCCUCGAGCCCGUCGACCCGGUGGGACAGCAGCCUGACGCCCCCCGGGGCCGGCCUGGACGAGCAGCGGAGCCUCAGGGAGCGAGCCUACCGGGACUUCAGCACCACGGUCCAGGUCUUCAUCCUCAUCGGGUCUCUGCUGGGAGAGAUUUUUAUAGGCUGCAUCAGCAUGACUGGAUUCAGAUACUACUCAGUGCUGUAUCCACUAGAGAGGAAAAUCUCUGAUGCACGAUCUCGAGAUUUGGUCAUCUACAUCUGGGUCCACGCAGUCGUGGCUAGCCUACCUGUGUUUGCCGUGACCAACGUUACAGAUCUGUACGUCACCUCUUCCUGCUCAGAAGACCACGCGCACUCUCUGGGUCACAUGGUCUAUGUUCUGAUAUACAACAUCACCACGGUGAUCUUCCCCCUGGCUCUAGUCUUUCUCUUCAUGCUCCUAAUCCGCAGAGCGCUCAGUGCUAGCCAGAAAAAGAAGGUGAUCAUUGCGGCGCUGCGGACUCCUCAGAACAGUAUCUCCAUCCCGUACGUGUCUCAAAGAGAAGCGGAGCUCCACGCUACCCUUCUGGCUGCUGUGCUGGCUUUCUCCGCUUGUAGCGCUCCCUACGGAGCCCUGGUGGUUUACCGCACCAUUUUGGCAGACCCUAAGGAGCUGCCCGCCUCGUUAUACCUCACUGCCCUCUGGCUUCCAAAAGUGUCCCUCCUCACUAACCCCGUCCUGUUUCUGACUGUUAACCGCUCAGCACGGCACUGCUGCCUGGAGCUGCUGUCCAGAAUUCAAAGGCGUUACAGUCGCCGGAACGUGGUAAGCACCGGGGGUCUGUCCUCUUUAGGCGGUGAUGGGGUAAUCGGGGAGCCGGUGGGACUGGAGACUGCUGGUCGUUCAGGGAGCCAGCUUCUAGAGAUGUUUAACAUCGGCCAGCAGCAGAUCUUCAGGCCUGAGGAUGAAGAAGAAGAGGAUGCAGAGAAUGAGAUCCCCUCACGUGACUUCAGAGGCGAAGUGCAAACAACAAAGCAGUCAGGAGGGGGGCUUGUCAUUACCAAAGAAGUCCCUUCUUCACUUCCUCGGGCUUCUCCCAUUCACACAUGUGCAUACGCCUCCUCGUCACAGGUGGCGCCUGCUACACCUGCUACACCAAUAGAGGCAGAGGACUCAACACAGUUUGGGUUCGGACCGUUUGAACUGCCACCUCAGUGGUUACCCGAGACCAGGAACAGCAAGAAAAGACUUCUGCCUCCACUGGGUAACACUCCGGAGGAACUGAUUCAGACCAAACUGCCCAAGCAGCGGCCUGAACGUCGGAUCAGCAGGAACAACAAGGUCAGCACGAUUCCCGUUGUGGAUCCAUGA